Molecule: messenger RNA, 1241 nt
Organism: Prosopis cineraria
Lineage: Eukaryota; Viridiplantae; Streptophyta; Magnoliopsida; Fabales; Fabaceae
Product: cationic peroxidase 1-like
Exons: 3
Coding region: 66-1034 (322 amino acids)
Biological process (GO): response to oxidative stress; hydrogen peroxide catabolic process
Molecular function (GO): heme binding; peroxidase activity
Source: RefSeq, a predicted model, not a curated record
ACAUAUACUCACAAACUCAAAAAGCCAAUCGAUCCCUUAUCAUUAUAUCCUCAAAGCCAUCAAUUAUGGCUUCUCUAAAUCUUCAAUCUUUUUUCGUGCUUCUUUUGCUCAGUUUAGUCGCGUACAGUACCUGCGCUCAGCUCACUCCUGAUUUCUACGAGAAAGUAUGCCCUCAGGCUCUUCCAAUCAUCAGGUCUGUCGUUCAACGCGCAAUCCACCGUGAACGACGCAUGGGUGCUUCCUUACUGCGUUUGCACUUCCACGACUGCUUCGUCAACGGAUGUGAUGGAUCGCUUCUGCUAGAUGACACUCCUGCCUUCAUUGGGGAGAAGACAGCCUUCCCAAAUAUAAACUCCGUCAGAGGUUUCGAGGUGGUCGAUCGAAUCAAAGCAGCUGUCGACAAAGCUUGCAAACGGCCUGUCGUUUCAUGUGCUGAUAUCUUAGCUAUAGCAGCUCGUGAUUCUGUCUCAAUCUUGGGAGGUCCACUGUUUCAUUACCCAGUACUGUUAGGGAGAAGAGAUGCAAGAAUGGCAAGCAGAGACGCAGCGAACACGAACCUUCCUCCACCAUUCUUCAACUUCUCACAGCUUGUCGCUAAUUUCCAGUCUCACGGGCUAAACCUCAAGGACUUGGUCGUCCUCUCCGGCGGCCACACCAUCGGCCAAGCUCGCUGCACCACCUUCCGAGACAGGCUCUACAGUGACUCGAACAUAGACCAUAGCUUUCGAGCCAGCUUGACGUACACUUGUCCCAGAAUCGGAGGGGACGACAAUCUUGCGCCAUUGGAUUUCACACCUGCAAGAGUUGACACUAACUAUUACAGCGCUCUGAUCAAGAAGAAGGGUCUUCUUCAUUCUGAUCAAGAGCUGUUUAGGGGAGAUGGUGGUAAAAGUGACAGACUGGUGAAGCUGUACAGUCAAAACGUGUUCGCUUUUGCUAGAGAUUUUGGAGUUUCCAUGGUCAAGAUGGGUAACAUGAAGCCUCUUACAGGAUAUGAGGGUGAGAUUCGAGUCAAUUGCAGAAAAAUCAACUAAAUAAAACUGGACAACUGCGCGCUAGAGAUAUCAUGCCAAGUCAAGAAUGCUUCAGAUUAUUCAUUAAUUAAAUAAAUUGAAGGAUGUCUAGACGAAGUCAGUUGAGUAUUCAGUUGGUAAGUGUAAUUAAUUAUAUAUGCAUGAGAUUUGUGUGCUUCAAGUUUCAACAAAUAUGAUAAUUACUGGCCUUCAUGGGCCUGCAGUUAA